Messenger RNA from Nelumbo nucifera (sacred lotus), 3039 nucleotides. Its product is annotated as putative disease resistance RPP13-like protein 1. The record is from RefSeq and is a predicted model, not a curated record. NCBI's taxonomy places the organism in Eukaryota, Viridiplantae, Streptophyta, Magnoliopsida, Proteales, Nelumbonaceae. Gene Ontology annotation, molecular function: ADP binding.
GAAGUUCGGUACAUAUGGACAACACCCWCGAUUCUUUGCAACAACUUAAAGAACGUUUGCGAAGGAAGCGUUUUUUGAUUGUGUUGGAUGAUAUGUGGAUCGAUAUCUGGUCAAAACUGUGGGGUUUCCUACAGAACGGGGCAAGGGGUAGCCGAGUUUUGGUCACCACUCGAAGCGAGGUUGCAGUUGCACGGUCAAUGGGCAUGAGCAUGACCCACCUUCAGUACUAUUUACAGCCAUUGGGAGAUAAAGCCUCUUUGUCACUAUUUGAGAGUAUAGCUUUCUGGGAAAGAAGAAAACCUGAUUGCUCGCCGUUGGAAGAUAUCGGRAAGAAGAUUUUUAAAAAAGGUGGAGGAUUUCCUCUAUUUGUUAAGGCGUGGGGAAGCAUUCUCCUUAUGGGGGAUACAAAAAAAGAGUGGCAGCGUUUCUCUGAGAAUGAGAUAUGGGAGGCUGCUAAGAUUGGCCAGUGGCAACUUUAUCCGCAGUUGAAUGUCUGGAAAAAUGUUUUACAAUCACUUAAAUCGGGUUAUGUUAGGUUGCCCAGAGAUCUAAAGAGGUGCUUAAAGUACUGCUCGCUAUUCCCCAAAGGUUGUUGGAUUGAGAAGGAUGUCUUAAUACAGUUAUGGAUGGCUGAGGGUAUCACCCAAAGUGAGGAUAAARGUUGGGAGUUGGAAGAUACCAGCAUUGAUUACUUUGAAAAGUUGGUGUCACAAACUUGUUUCUUUAGGGAUGUUGAAAAAGAUGAAGAUGGGAAAAUUUUUAGAUGCAAGAUCCAUGAGCCAUUCCAUGAUUUUGUGCGUGAACUUUCAAGAGAUGAAUAUACAUUAAUUAAGGAUGCAAAAGAAGGAUUCAAUCAUCUUGGGAGGACUCGUCAUUUGUCAUUGCAUUGGGAUGUGGAUUCAACAAGGAAUCGAAGAAAUCUUUGUUUYCCCACACUCUCGUGUUUUGGAGGUCUGAAGAAGCGAGAUGGUGAUGCUACAACUGUGAGUGGUACAAAACCUCUUAGCGCCAGCAAUUUGCAAACACUGUUAUGUUUUGGAGAUCCAGGAAAUCAAAAUGGGAAUACAACAAUGAUUUUGGGUAACACCAACAGUAAUUUGCACACACUGCUAUGUUUUGGAAAUCCAAAAAAUGGUAAGUUGCCAAAUCGUCUCUUCUCACGUUUGAAUCUGCUUCGAGCAUUAGAUUUGAGUUCGACUAACAUUAAAGAACUGUCACAUUCCAUUAACAAAUUGAAACUCUUGAGAUACCUCAAUUUGUCUUAUACAAGUGUGAAAGGGCUGCCAGAAUCAAUUUGCGACCUUUGGUUUCUUCAGACAUUGAAGCUUUCAUAUACAUUACUUGGUGAAUUGCCGAAAGAAACAGGGAAGCUGGUAAACUUGAAGCACCUGGAAAUUGAAGGUACUCUUAUAAACUAUUUGCCUGUUGGGAUAGAAAGGUUAACUAGAAUCCAAAAGUUGAGUGAGUUCAUUGUAAGUGAUGGUGAAAGUAGGUGUAUGCUUUGUGAACUUCGACCUCUAAGAUUCCUCCAGGGAAAGCUAAUCAUUAGUUACUUGAGUAGACUUAAAAGCAUUGAAGACACCCAAAAAGCAGACCUUGCUAACAAGGRUCAAAUAGAUUGGUUGGUGUUGGAUGCUAAGAAACACUUCAGCUUGCGGAAACUGGGUCGCAGCACGCAUUUGGCUUCUCUUAUGCUAGACCAUAUCCAUAACGAGGACACCCAAUUGAAUUCAUCCAAUGAAAUUGAGAAGAUGACAAGGAUGCGUGAUGUGUUUGAAGGCAUCAAACCUCAUUCCAAUUUGAAAAAGUUAGAAAUAUGGAACUACAUCGGAUCUGAAUUCCCCUUUUGGAUGAAAGAUGCAUCAUCACUCACAAAUCUUACCUCUUUGAAGCUCGUCAAGUGCUUGAAGGCGGAGCAUUUACCACAACUUGGUAAACUGCAGAGGCUUAAAUUCCUUCUCAUAUGUGAAAUGGAUGAAGUGAAAAGCAUAGGCAAUGAAUUCURUGAUGAGGGUARCAGCACAGAAUGCUUUCCAGAGUUGUUGAGCCUGGUUUUUGAGAGAAUGCGUAAAUUGGAGAGGUGGGAAGUCACAAGGGAGGUGGGAGAUAUGCCUAAAUUUGAGGAACUCAUACUCCGAGACUGUCCUAGCUUGAUAUCUCUUCCAAGGUUCCACAAAAAACUGAAUAAACUAGAGAUUUAUAAUUGCGAGUCACUUUCUCUUAAUCCACCUCUACCAUCAGUGGAGCACCUUGUUCUGAAAUACAAUGAUUACAUGGUGAAUGAUAAGCAGCGUUCUUUGCCCAACAUUCCGGAGCUCAAAUCACUGAAAAUUACAUUAUCAUCUGACCUCAGGAGCUUCCCGGAGGGCUUGUGCAAGCUCAAAGCACUCAAUUCACUUGAUAUUCACUUUUGUCCCAAGUUAAGAUCAUUGCCUGAAGAGCUAAAUCAGAUGACGAUUCAUCGACUCUGUAUCGUUGGCUGUCCACUUCUAAUGGAAAUUGAUAGGUCGACAUUAUCCCAUAUAGCUGAUAUUGAAAUCGACCAUGUAAAGAUCCAACACUAUAACUAAAUUGGCUCCCCCAAGGCGUGGAUUUAUAACUUGAAGGCAAACCAAGCUCCAUUUGGGAUUAUAAUGGGACUGAUUCAUCUGUUGAGCUCAUCAAUGGCAAAGUUUUAAACUUUCGUACUGAGAGAAUUAUAAGAACCGUAUUGUGCAUGGUUUUGAGCAUUGAAGAACAGGGCAAGGAAAGAAGUGAUGAUCAAGUCGAUCUAGCAGGCAUCCGAUUCAUAAGUGUGGAAGGCCUAAUUCAUAGGGAGAAAAACAAAUUCAGUCGUAGACUUGAUGGAAUUGAAGUUCAGUUCAGUUGUUUUCUUUUCUCUUCUUUUUUCCUCCUCCUUAAUCUAGAGUUGUACCGCAUAUUGUGAGGGAUUGAUGUUUGUUGUCAUUUAUAUUUCUACAAUUAGAGGCUGCUGAUUUCUUUUACAGACGAUAUAGUUUAUUGUUUGCCAAAUGCCAAUGCACAAUUUUAUUUUAUUUA